AUGGGCCGUGGCAGGUUUUGCCUUGUGGACUGUGUGGUGUGCGAGGUGAUGACGUCUAGUUACACUGAUGGCUGCAUGCUCAACAUCACCACAUGUCGCCUCCGGUACUCUCACAAGAGAGAGCUGCGGAUCGCCGAUCGCGCCACCAAAUCCUGUCAAAUGACCAAGAAUGUCCGCGCAUUUUCUCCUGUUGCGUUCUGGAUGUAA
This is a messenger RNA of Triticum turgidum subsp. durum (durum wheat), 207 nucleotides long. NCBI's taxonomy places the organism in Eukaryota, Viridiplantae, Streptophyta, Magnoliopsida, Poales, Poaceae. The record is from the annotation of a GenBank genome assembly.